AUGGGAGAAACACCGUCUGCUGCAAGAUCUCUGGGUGCUUCAACACCAAUUCGGAUUAUGUCCACAAUAAACCAUUCUCGGGAAGCUGUGCAAUUACAUCGUCUCCCUCCGGGUGUUCGAGUUGUUCGUGGGUCAUCGGCAGGAGCUUCUGGAGUGCGUUCCCCUACCCAUCAUGUUCGCACCGUUUUGGGAACUGGUGCAUCACAUCCUGGCCGCGUGGUAAGCUCUGGAUUGUUGUCGUCUGGAGCAUCAGGCAGUGUUCGAGCGGCACCUAUCCGGACGGUAGUCGGUGCAGGACAAGGUAUGCGCGUUAUGCAGCAGGGUGGUCGUACUUUAAUCGCUGUUCCCAGCGGUUCUCGUCUGGCUGCCACCCUUUCGUCAGUCGCAGCGAGAGCGGCUCCUGUAGAGCUCACAACUACUGCUAACAAUGUUCCAGCCCUCUCCGUUGUGGACGUUAAUCGACCAAAAUCAAGCGAUAAGCUUAACUGCGACGAGUCAUUAUCUGAAGGCUCUGUCAACACAGAAAUUCGUGGCAGCUCUGUUGAGAUGCACGAUGGAAAUGAAGUAACUGUGGAGAACGCCAACUGCAUUGCGAGUGUGGAUGAGCCUACAGCAUCCACUUCUCAAGGAGAGAGAUCGCCAUUGGUCCUGCCUGAGCAUACAUCUGUUUCUGAAGAGAAAGAAGUUGCAGUCCUGCCAAGUGGUGGGAUGGUUACACGACGAAUGGCACGCGGGAAUGGACCGCCUUCUACAUCUAUUGAUGCAUCUCAGUCGGUAGAGGCUUUGGACAUCGGCUGCUCUAGAAUGGAUCUUCCAUUAGCACCUCCUCCACGUCGACGAGCUGCGAAGAGGCCAAAGUACUCUCUUUCAACGGGUGAGCUAGUUCGAGCACAAUAUAUUCUUCCACCUGAUCAGUUACCUCGUCGUGUUUCUGUGCCUCGUGAGGAAAAUCCGCUGAGUAUGACUGAGCAAGCUCGACUAUCGCGAAGGCCGAUUGUUGUUCAUUCGUCUGGAGUUGAAUUUCCUAUCCCCAUGUCGUUGGAAGCACAUCCGAUGAAACUUGAUGACAUAGCCCCGGAGAAUCCACGUGAAGAUAUACUGCGAGAUGACGAUGGGGUGCCCUACUGCUACCUCUGCCAUUCGGUGUUGAAGACGUGGCAAGGCUACGAAUACCAUAUAAUGGCUGUCCAUUUAAAAUAUCGUCCAUAUCGUUGUAUGUACUGCAUGAAAGAGUAUUUUUAUACAGAAGAAGAGGGAUUGAGUCAUGUUCGCUCUCAGCAUCAUGGGAAAACCGUAACGUUAUUGCGAGAAUACCACGAUGACAAAGAGAAGCAACUUGAGGACGCUUUCUGUGCUCUCUUUAUGGCUGUACGGGAAGGUCCAAAUUUCACCGCAGAGCGCGCUGCAGCUAUUGAGAAAGCGGCAUUCAUGCACUUACAAAAGUUCAAACGGAUGCGCAUGAAAGUUCCUGAAUUUGCAACUAGAACGAAGGUCAUGCGAGACUUCGCGUCGCAGACAUUCUCUACCAUGUCUUCUCCACACUCCUUAGUGCCGGCAUUGAAGUACGUGUCACAUCCUCGGCAUCAGUAUGAGCACCUGCAGCAUCACCUCGAGCCGUUACAACAUCCACAAAUGUCGAUGCCAAUGAAGGUUCGUAUGAGUAACGGCGAACUGGCGGAAAUUAAUGAUCGUUAUGUUAUUGAAGGAGAAGAAGAAGAUCCAGUAGGAGAGUACAUUGAGGUGGAUUACGUCGAUGAAAUAAUUGAGGAAGAAGGCGGACCAGUCAGAGGGGAACAAGAGGUUGUAGGCGACUUAGAUCAUGGUGACGCUACUGAUGGAAUGGGACAUUCUUACUGA
This is a messenger RNA of Strongylus vulgaris, 1857 nucleotides long. The record is from the annotation of a GenBank genome assembly. Lineage: Eukaryota; Metazoa; Nematoda; Chromadorea; Rhabditida; Strongylidae.